AACUAGAUUUAAAACUUAAUAGUGUCAUUAAAAAUAAUUCCCUGUAGCUUUCAAUAUCAAGUAGGAUUUUGCUGCAAAAGAAGAUUUAAGGACCUUUGUGAAACUACUACCCCAAGAAGCAGCCAUGCCUGGGGAAGGAGGAAAAACAGAUAUGGAGAGGAUUGGUCUCUUCAGUGAGAUGGAAUACAUUACUGUGGGUGAUAAAUAUGUGUCACCGUUCAAUCGACCCUUUAAUGAGGCUGCAAGCAAAAAUAGACAGAUGCUACCUGGGGGAUCCAAAGCAAUGUCACAUCUCCAGGCAGGAUACUUUGAUCCCCAGUUUACAAGGGUAUUUGAAGGGGAAGGCUAUGUGAAUCUGAAUCAAGUGAGGAGACAAUAUAUGAUGGAAGAAUCCAAGAAGAAUCUAGCCAAAGCCUUCAUCCCCAGCAGUGGAGAGAAGAAGCCAAGUGGAUUAGGAAGCUAUUAUGGAACAAUUGGUGGCCCCGUACCAUUCUUCAGUGCACAGACAAAACCCAAGGACAAGUAUCACCCACCUGGGAAGAAUUUAUAUACCAACCCAGGAAAAAGGGGAACUGGAUAUGGCUAUGCCAAUGUUACCAUAGGCAGACAGCUUUCACACUCUGAGGACUUAUAUGAUGCAGCAAGACUGAGUCAUAAGAAGGACAAUGAAGAACACCACCGGUUACUCAAAGGGUCACCUUUCAAAUUAAAUCUUCACCCAAGGGAGUAUUUUGACAAUAACCCCUAUUUGCUAGAGAACCCUUUACCUCCAGUUAAGAGAGAAGAAAAGAAGGGAGUCACUUUAAAGCCUUUUAAGCCCUCCUCUCCUGGUAAAAAGGACGGCGGGAUGAAGGCUGGAACAUUUGAACCUUACCCAGCACACUCGGCUGACCCGUAUGUGAUUAAACUGGGAAGGGUGAUGCCCGGGAAAGGUGAAAAGGUUUUCCACCCACCAAAUGGACCAAAGAGCAGACCCAUGGAAAGUAUAAUGGCGCGGAAUGUCAAAAGGGCACUAAAUGUGAAGAACUACAAGGAUGUCUCAGCAGACAUGCUGGGAAAGCAACUAGUUUUCUAGAUCCUCCCAGUAACUCACUAGAAUGCACAGUGUUAUGGAC
Acomys russatus (golden spiny mouse) is the source of this 1115-nucleotide messenger RNA. RefSeq names its product chromosome 27 C4orf47 homolog (gene Cfap96). NCBI's taxonomy places the organism in Eukaryota, Metazoa, Chordata, Mammalia, Rodentia, Muridae. The record is from RefSeq and is a predicted model, not a curated record. Gene Ontology annotation, cellular component: centrosome. The transcript is spliced from 7 exons. Bases 125 to 1075 code for a protein of 316 amino acids.